This is a messenger RNA of Nerophis lumbriciformis (worm pipefish), 1038 nucleotides long. The record is from RefSeq and is a predicted model, not a curated record. Lineage: Eukaryota; Metazoa; Chordata; Actinopteri; Syngnathiformes; Syngnathidae.
AUGCCUCGCGUGGACGCCGACCUCAAGCUGGACUUCAAGGAUGUCCUGUUCCGCCCCAAAAGGAGCAGCCUGAAAAGCCGCUCCGAGGUGGAUCUGACGAGGACUUUCACAUUCCGCAACUCCGGGCAGACGUACACAGGGAUCCCUGUCAUCGCCGCCAACAUGGACACCACCGGAACCUUUCAGAUGGCGCAAACCCUAAGCAAACACGCACUCUUCACGGCCAUCCACAAGCACUACACCUUGGACCAAUGGAAGGACUUUGCUGACAAGCAUCCUGAGUGUUUGGAGCACGUGGCCGCCAGCUCGGGCAGCGGCAGUGGCGACAUGGACAAACUUUGCGCCAUCGCCGAGGCCGUGCCGGCCCUCAAGUACAUCUGCCUGGACGUUGCUAACGGCUACUCCGAGCACUUUGUGCACUUCGUCAAGGCGGUGCGGGAAAAGUUCCCUAAACACACCAUUAUGGCGGGUAACGUGGUGACAGGUGAAAUGGUGGAGGAGCUCAUCUUGUCCGGCGCUGACAUAAUCAAAGUGGGCAUUGGACCAGGGUCAGUGUGCACGACUCGGAUCAAGACAGGCGUGGGUUAUCCUCAACUGAGCGCCGUCAUCGAAUGUGCCGACUCAGCACACGGCCUCAAGGGACACAUCAUCUCCGAUGGCGGCUGCAGUUGCCCCGGAGACGUCGCCAAAGCUUUUGGCGCGGGCGCCGAUUUUGUGAUGAUGGGCGGCAUGCUGGCGGGUCACGACCAGUGCUCGGGCGAAAUUAUCGAGAAGAACGGCAAAAAGUUUAAACUCUUCUACGGCAUGAGCUCCGACACGGCCAUGAAGAAAUACGUAGGCGGCGUCGCCGAGUACAGGGCGUCGGAAGGCCGCACGGUGGAGGUGCCGUACCGGGGCGACGUGGAGGACACUAUCCGUGACGUGCUGGGCGGCGUGCGGUCCACGUGCACGUACGUGGGCGCCGCCAAGUUGAAGGAGCUGAGCCGCAGGACCACCUUCAUCCGUGUCACGCAGCAGUCUAGCCAGAUGUUUGCUUAG